CCCGCCAUGAGCUCCUGGUACUCCAACCUCGUCACCAAGACGUCGUCCCAAAUCUCCAACCUCCGCUCGACGCUCCUCUCCAGCGAGGCCGACGGCGACACCGAAGACGACACCCACGUCUGCCGCGUCCUGCGCAACUACUACACCGAAAAGGGCCGCCCCUUCCCCAACUGGCUGCCCCCGGACCCCAAGGCGCCGCCGCCGCAGAUGACGCAGGCCGUCUACGCCCAGUCGCAGGUCGGCACGCGGUACGGCGGCCUGGGCGGCGCGCAGCAGCCCGCCGCGGGGGGGCUCAGCAGCCUGUGGGACAACGGCCCCGCGCAGCCGCCCGCGCAGCCGCAGGUGCCGCAGAGCUUGCGCGCGGGCAGGCCGGCGACGACGCAGCCGGGGACCAACUCGAGGGACGAGCUGCUCGGCAGGGGACCGGCGCCGCGCGCGGGGAGCUAUUCGGGGCCGGGGCCCGCGCCCGCUGGGUCGGCGCAGGAUCGCCUGAAGCAGCGGCUCUGGGGAACCCGCACCACGAGCCCGUCUUCGAGCAACGGCAACGGACCCUUUCAGCCACCACCCGGCGGAGGCUCAGGCGGCAGUCAACAUUCUUCUCAGGGCAGCUACGAGGACCGGUUUGCGCCGGGUGGUUCCUACGACAACGCCAGGGGGAGCGGAGGCAGUCAGCCUUUUGUCGGGGCAAACGCCCCUUGGUCCAGCGACGGCGGUGCCCACGCUGGAGGGGCUGCGAAUGGAGUACGGAGAAAAGGCCUUCCCAGCGGUCCACGGGGGUAUAGAUGAGUGGA
Trichoderma citrinoviride is the source of this 791-nucleotide messenger RNA. RefSeq lists its product as hypothetical. The record is from RefSeq and is a predicted model, not a curated record. Bases 7 to 786 code for a protein of 259 amino acids. NCBI's taxonomy places the organism in Eukaryota, Fungi, Ascomycota, Sordariomycetes, Hypocreales, Hypocreaceae. The transcript has a single exon.